Messenger RNA from Scatophagus argus, 1501 nucleotides. It is a transcript of the gene pcgf6, whose product is annotated as polycomb group ring finger 6. Gene Ontology annotation, biological process: regulation of transcription by RNA polymerase II. The transcript is spliced from 11 exons. Bases 147 to 917 code for a protein of 256 amino acids. The record is from RefSeq and is a predicted model, not a curated record. Lineage: Eukaryota; Metazoa; Chordata; Actinopteri; Scatophagidae. Gene Ontology annotation, cellular component: PRC1 complex.
AAGUCGUAUUGUUGUUGCUUCUCGCAGAGAACGAGCAUGCUUGAGCUCGAGCGAGGGAAAUUGAGUUGCUAACCUGGGUGUAAAGAAAGCAGGAAAGUAUUCAGAGAAGAGGAGGUCGGUUGGAGUUUUGUUAUCCGCAGUGGGAAAUGUCAACUCUUCCAUAUGGACGCAAGAAUCAUGAAGGGUCAAUGGGCAUAUCAGACAGCGAUUCAGAGGACGAGACCAAGAUCCCCCUUAGUCAGUUCUAUCCAUACAUCCGCUGUGCCCUUUGCUGUGGCUUCCUCAUCGAUGCUACCACCAUCACAGAGUGUCUGCACACAUUCUGCAAGAGCUGCAUCGUGAAGCACUUUUUCUACAGCAACAGGUGUCCAACGUGCAACAUUGUAGUCCAUCAGACACAACCGCUUUACAACAUCAGGCCUGAUAGACAACUGCAGGAUAUUGUUUAUAAAAUGGUUCCCUUCCUAGAAGAGUCUGAAAGAGAACAAAUGAUUAAGUUCUACAAGAUGAGAGGGCUGGAGAUGCCUAACCCAGUGGUGGUUUCCCCUCCACCUCCUGUUGCGUUAAGAAGGCAGAAGAAGGACAACGUUCCCCAGUCUGUGUUUACUAUUCCUCCUGAGCUGAAUGUAUCUCUGCUGCUUGAGUUUGUUGGAGCUGAAGAGGGCAUCAGUGACUACAAGCCAUUAGAGAGGCGGUACGUUCGUGUGUCAGGUGAGGCCACUGUCCGCCACGUGGAACUUUUCAUCAGGAGGAAGAUGGAGCUGAGCCCCUCCUGCCAGGUUGAUGUAGUUUGUGGAGAUCACCUGCUGGAUCACUGCCAGUCACUCAAAGAUAUACAGAACUCUGUGGGCGAAGAGGCACUACAGGACGGCCUGUUGGUGCUGCACUUUGGUUUGGUCCUGCCCUCCCAGCCUUGAGUACAAGGAGUGGAUUUAUUUAAUUCCUCAUGGGAUGAACUGAUCUUUUGGACUUUGUCUUCAUCAGACUGUUAUCAAAGUAUAAAGUUUCUACAAUGGCAUUAUAACCAACCGUAUUGAUUGUUCACUCUCUAAACUUUUCAUAAAACUUACUGUCAAAGAGCGCAACUUGGAUUUCUUCAUUGAACUGUCUAGAAUGAAAAGAUGUAAACCUGAACUCUUCUGUUCACACCUUGGCAUCAAAGGUUCAACUCCAAAGAUCAUCAUCUUGGGUUUUUUUUCUCUUUAUGAGUUUGGGUAUGAUAUCUGAUAAUUGUCAUUUAAAGGGCUUGAAACAAAAAGAUCACACCUCCCAAAGGUUUUAUAGGGCUUAAGUCUGCCUAUCUCUUAUACUUAGUGAAGAGCUGUCAACUUUUGUAUAGACUCUACUGAUGUCAGUGUAUUUGCGAUACAACUCACCGGAGCACAGAGAUUUAUUUAAAAGGGGUUUGUAUAAAAACAAGUCUUGGAUAGAGUUUUAAUUAAAAAUACUGUUCCUGCUUACUUUUUUCAGAAUGAAUCAAUAAAUGACUACACACAAUGUU